Molecule: messenger RNA, 636 nt
Organism: Ostertagia ostertagi
Lineage: Eukaryota; Metazoa; Nematoda; Chromadorea; Rhabditida; Trichostrongylidae
Source: the annotation of a GenBank genome assembly
AUGAGCAAGCCAAUAUUUGAUCCCGUCACUAACCAGUGGUCGAACAUCGCUUCAAUGCACACGAUUCGGGAAUCUUGCGGUGUUGCUGCGAUGGCGCUUUCCUCGCAGGGUGGAGUGAGGGGUACGGAAUGUCUGAACGUUGUUGAACGCUAUGAUCCUGGCCGAAACGCAUGGACCAACGUGGCGCCUACGCGUUCACGCCGGUGUGGAGUGUCUGUCGCAGUGGUCAAUGGAUGUUUGUACGCUGUCGGAGGACGAGAUGGAUGGCUAACGUGGAGUACUGUCGAAAGGCUUGACCCUCGUGUUGGUAAAUGGGAAGAUGUUUGUCCGAUGUCAACACGUCGAUCACAUUCGGGAUCUGCAAUGUUCGACGGUCAUUUGUACAUCGUAGGAGGGCAGCAGGGAACCACCGCAUUGAGCUCGGGCGAGAAAUACAACCCUGUCGCCAAUGCAUGGAUCGAAGUGGCUGCUUUGAACAACAAGGAAAAUACUCACGAAAUGGCAAAACUAAAAAGGUUCCGUUCGCAGAUGACGCUGGCCGUCGUCAAUGAAAAGCUGUAUGCUGUGGGUGAUGCAUACAUUGAAGUGUACGACAAGGAGUUGAACUUUUGGAAAAAUCACAUUAACACAAAAGAU